GCUUAUUAUUGAAAGGAGAGUACUCAAGCUUGAGUUAGCCAAAAUUUAUAAGCUUGUUUGUGAAACAACGAUCAAUUGUUGUAUCCAUACCGUCUAUUACUCUUUGAGGAACGAUAUCGGGAUUAGCGGAUCGCAAAAUCUUAUUCUUACAAAUCAUUAACAUCGACCUUAACUUCAAGAGCUGGAGAAUUCGAGUUCUCCCAACGCCGGUGAGCACAUGAGCUCGGAGCUGGAAGAAACACUCUCAGAUUCAAGAUCAUCGAAAGCUCGACGGUUACAAAAAGCCAUCGGCAUCGAACUCAGAAAUCUUUUCCGGCUGGCAAUUCCGGCCAUCAUUGUUUACUUGUUAAACAAUGUUAUUUCGAUGUCUACCCAGAUUUUUUGUGGGCAUCUUGGUACUCUCCAGCUCGCUGCUGCUUCCCUCGCCAAUAAUGGCAUCCAAGUCUUGGCCUAUGGAGUCAUGCUUGGAAUGGGAAGCGCGGUAGAGACACUAUGUGGACAAGCUUAUGGAGCAAACAAGUACGAAAUGCUUGGAAUAUAUCUUCAAAGGUCAACUAUUCUUCUCAUGUUGGCAGGGCUACCACUUUUACUGCUCUACAUAUUCUCCAAACAAAUCUUGCUCUUAUUAGGAGAAUCAAAAUCUGUGGCUUCCGCCUCCGCCCUCUUCGUCUACGGUUUAAUACCGCAAAUUUUCGCUUAUGCGGUGAUUUUUCCGAUACAGAAAUUCUUGCAAUCGCAAAGCAUUGUAAGCCCUAGUGCAUAUAUAUCAGGAGUAACGCUAGUUUUGCACAUCGCCCUAACAUGGGUGGUACUGUAUGUGUUGGGCUGGGGAUUGCUGGGCGCGGCUCUCGUGCUGAGCUUUUCGUGGUGGAUCAUAGUGGUCGCGCAGUUUGUGUACAUAUUGAAGAGCAAGCGGUGCGAGAAGACGUGGAGAGGGUUCAGCCUUAGUGCAUUCUCAGGGCUGUGGAAUUUCUUCAAGCUCUCUAUUGCAUCUGGUGUGAUGUUGUGUUUGGAGAUGUGGUACUUCCAGAUUCUGGUCUUGAUUGCGGGUUUGCUUCCUAAUCCUGAGGUUGCCUUGGAUUCUCUCGCCAUUUGGUAAGUUGGGCUAGCUAGAAAACGUGUCAUGUUAAUUCAUUAGGCUCAACAUACUUAUCGCUCAUCUACUUUGUUUCCAAAUUUAGUUAAAAAGUAACUCUCACUCACCUUUCUGAUAAUAUUUAAUAAAUUUGUUACAUUGAGUCAGA
Molecule: messenger RNA, 1244 nt
Organism: Cuscuta europaea
Lineage: Eukaryota; Viridiplantae; Streptophyta; Magnoliopsida; Solanales; Convolvulaceae
Source: the annotation of a GenBank genome assembly